Molecule: messenger RNA, 1710 nt
Organism: Hermetia illucens (black soldier fly)
Lineage: Eukaryota; Metazoa; Arthropoda; Insecta; Diptera; Stratiomyidae
Product: cytochrome P450 9e2-like
Exons: 3
Coding region: 69-1664 (531 amino acids)
Molecular function (GO): iron ion binding; monooxygenase activity; heme binding
Source: RefSeq, a predicted model, not a curated record
CAAGCUCGAAACAGUCAUACUUCUGAGUUCUCGGUGUCCACUACCAAAAGCUAGCAAAGCGUCAAAAUAUGGAGUUAUUAGUAAUUCUUGGUAUUCUGGUGUUGUGUUUUGUUUAUUAUUCCCAUAGGAAGCGCCAAAACAUGAUAGACUACUUUGCCAAGAAGCGCAUUCCCUUCGAUGAGCCGAGAUCUGGAUUUGCAUUCCUAAAAUCUGUGUUAACUGGCAGCAUAGUUGAAGUUCUCAAGAGAAUGUACCAAAGUAGACCCAAUGAAAAACUUUUCGGUUUCUACAACCGCGCUAUUCCAGGAUAUUUUCUACGCGACCCGACAGUCAUAAAGAAGAUUGCCAUCAAAGACUUCGAUUAUUUUGUCGACCAUCGCGCUCUUUUGAACCCUGAUCAUGACACACUUUUCGGGAAUAUGCUGGUAGUACUCAGGGGGCAAAAGUGGAGAGAUAUGCGAUCAGCACUAUCUCCAGCAUUCACCGGCAAUAAAAUGCGUCUAAUGUUUGAGCUAGUGUCACAAUGCGGCAUGCAAUUUGCACAAUUCUGCGAAGACGAAUGCACCAAAAACGGACCUCGAGUGUACGAUAUGAAGGAGAUAUUCUCGAAAUUUACUAAUGACGUAAUUGCAUCCUGCGCUUUUGGUAUCCACUGUGACUCACUUCGAGAUUCGGGAAAUAGUUUUUUCCAAAUGGGAAAGAAGUUCCUGGAUUUCUAUAGUCUGCGCGCAAUGUUCAAGUUCCUUACCAUCCUGUACACUCCGAAAAUAGCCAGAUAUUUCGAUAUAACCUUCUUUAACAAUGAGAGUAAAAGAUUGUUUGUUGAUAUAAUCACGAAAAACAUGGAAACCCGUGAGAGAGAAAACAUCAUUCGUCCUGACAUGAUACACUUACUAAUGCAAUUAAAGAAAGGUCAACUGAAGGAAACAUCAGCUAACACAACAGAAGAUAGCAUCGGUGCAGCUGAAGAAUUUUCAAUUAAAAACGCAAAGGUUAAACAAGCGUGGACAGACGAGGAGUUGAUUCCGCAGUGUUUUAUAUUCUUCCUUGCAGGGUUCGAUACCACUUCAACGUUGAUGGCCUUUACAGCAUACGAACUAGCCGUAAAUCAGGACGUACAAACUAAACUUUACAAUGAAAUCAAUGAAGUGAAUAACGAACUCAAUGGACUUCCUCUUGCCUAUGAACAUAUCCAAAGGAUGAAGUAUCUUGACAUGGUUAUUGCGGAAGCACUCCGAAAGUGGCCGCCAAGUGUUUUCACUGACCGGGUCUGUGUGAAAGAUUAUCAAUAUAAGGACGAAGAAAAUGAUUUAGAUUUCACAAUUGAGGAAGGAUCUAUCGUAUGGAUUCCCAUACUUCCUCUCCAUAGAGAUGAAAAAUAUUUCCCUAAUCCAGAAAAAUUCGACCCAGAACGAUUCAGCGAUGAAAAUAAAUCAAAUAUUAAUUUUGGUGCAUAUAUACCUUUCGGUGCGGGACCCAGGAACUGCAUUGGAUCAAGAUUUGCAUUGAUGGAGGCAAAGGUUAUACUAUUUCAUUUACUUUCAAAAUUCUCCAUUGACGUUUGCCAUGAAACGCAAGUACCACUAAAAUUGAAGAGGACUUUUGUUGGCAUAGUGCCGGAAACCAUCAAGCUUACGCUGCAGCCACGGAAUCAUGAAACCUAACCGUUUUAAACACUGAAAAAUCUGUUUUCUCCAAUAAAAACCUGGA